Molecule: messenger RNA, 417 nt
Organism: Lodderomyces parapsilosis
Lineage: Eukaryota; Fungi; Ascomycota; Pichiomycetes; Serinales; Debaryomycetaceae
Exons: 4
Coding region: 1-417 (138 amino acids)
Biological process (GO): actin filament debranching; negative regulation of Arp2/3 complex-mediated actin nucleation
Cellular component (GO): actin cortical patch
Molecular function (GO): Arp2/3 complex binding; actin binding
Source: RefSeq, a predicted model, not a curated record
AUGUCAUCAAAUUUGUACUCAUUCUCAUCAGAUACCUUGUCUGAAUUGAAAAAGUUUAGAUUUGAAAGUGCCAGAGUCAAUAAGCCUCAGGCAUUGAUUUAUUUAAUCGAUAAGGAGUCCAAUGAGAUCAAGAAGCAAGAAGUUGAAGAGCUGAUAGACUCAUUAGAGUCAUUAGUCGAAGAGCUUCCUGAUAACAAUCCUCGAUACAUAUUAUUGUCAUAUCCAAUAAAGACUAGUGAUGGUCGAUUACAAUCUCCGUUGGUCAUGUUGUAUUGGAUCCCACCCACUACAAACCAGGCAAAUAGAAUGUUGUAUGCCGGUGCUGUUGAACAGUUUAGAGAUAAAGCUGGAGUAUCAAAGUUAAUCAAAGUUGAAGAUGAAGAUGAUUUUGAAGAUAUUGAGGAACAAUUAGUUUAA